Molecule: messenger RNA, 4458 nt
Organism: Paramuricea clavata
Lineage: Eukaryota; Metazoa; Cnidaria; Anthozoa; Malacalcyonacea; Plexauridae
Source: the annotation of a GenBank genome assembly
AUGGAAGAAAUCAAGUUGCCGGCCGGGACGGCGCAACAGAGGAAUACAAUGGAGGAAUACAGUCAACUGGAGGGGAGGAUCGAGAAGAAACUCAACGUGGGAAUCAUCACGUUUGUCCCUGAUCAGCCGUUUGGAAAAAGGUUCGAGUUCGUGGACCUUCGGCGGUGGCCGAAGGUGGUCAGGCAGUUGCAAGAGUCUGGCUUUGAUGUGAAAAGAAGGAUGACGGGCAACAUGAGGAGGACGUUAUUCACAGUCGCAUGGACUUCAAAGGAGCAAUCAUGCUGAUCCACGCUCGGUGGGUAAAGGGUGAGUCAUCUGAGUAAACUGGUUUGAGCCCUGCUGCCUUCAAAACUUCAUGAAAUUGGAUGCGCUUUGGUAUGUAGCCUACUGGGCUCCUUAAGGCAAACAGCAUAUUUGGCUAACUUCAUGAAGGUCCUCCAAGGCCGUUAACUGCCGUUUUGGCUCUUUCUAUGUAAAUUGAAGCUUUAAAAAAUCUUAUGGAAUUGGUUGAGCUUUGGAAAAAUAGUCGAUAAAGAUAUGUAGCCAUUCAAUUAAGUUUUAAUUAAUAAUUGUAUUAGGCUUGUAUACCCUGCAUUGUUAAUCGUCAGUAAAACUUGGAUGUUUGUGGCACCUAUUCUUAGCACAUGUUAAUGACUUUAGUCCUGAAAUGGAUAAAUGAAAAAAGUUGUAAAACAGUGAAAGGGUUGAGCCUGAUGUGCAAGAAAAGCCCCUUAUUCAUGUGGUAAAGUACUGUGGACUUUGGGGUAACUAAUAAUACAGGGGGCCUCAUUUGUUUUGCAGGCGUUGAUCCCGAGUACCUGGAUCAACUCUGCGAGGAGCUUGAACAGGAACUAUCGUCCUGCAAGGAUGCGGAAGCUUGCUUGGGAAAAAACGAGGAAUUAAUCCUGAGGCGCAAGGAGCGAAUCUGUGUUGGUUAUGAGCAGCCAGUGUCGAAUGAUGAUGGGGAGUGGACGGUGAAGCACUGGAAGCCUCUGGACAAGACAAUGGCAGAGAUGAAGAGGGCCUACCCAUUGAGCGACACUGCAACUGAAGAUGAAGUGCAGUUGCGCACUGAAAUAAUAAAAACGGUGGGGAGGGAGAUCACAGAUCAGGGGCGUGACGACGAUCUAGACGGUUGCACCGAUCAGCAGAGCGAUGACAAUGGUGACUGGGAGACUGACACUGAUGGAGAGGCUGCCCGGGGGAUGCGGAGAAAUCUCUCCGCCAAGCAUGGCAGAACCACCGAGCAUCAAAGAGCUGCCAAGCAGCAGAGGAGCGCCCACCUUCAGCAAGCCUCCAAGAACCAGCAAGAGCCUGAGCACCGGCAGGUGGCUGACCAACGGCAGGUGGCCGACCAACGGCAAGCAGUUGAGCAUCAACGAUCAGUUGAGCAUCAGCGCUCAGUUGAGCAUCAGCAAGCAUCAGUGAGUGGUCAAGCAUCAACGAUCGGCGAGCAUCAACGAGCAGCCAUGCUGGAGAUUGCUGCUGAGCUCAGGGAUGCUGGCCAGAACAGUCAUGAAAGUGAUGAAGAGAGCAAUGAUGAUCGGGAGAGCGAACUUGGUCAGGGAAGCAACUUUGAUGAUGAAGGUUUAAACACGGAGGACGAGAUAGCCAUCGAUCUGGCAAGGGAUACCGGCCAUAAAGAAAAGCGGCGGUAAUUAUGCACUUAUUUUAUUAAAAACCUAAAUACAACUCGCAAUACUUCAUUUUUAACUUAAAUAUAAAUUAUUCCGAUUUAAUUUGUUUACAAUUUUUUGACUAUUUGUGCAGACUAAAAGUUGCACAUUUGUAUCAUGUCUAUUUCCUUAUGUAUAUAGGUUUGGAGUGCAAGAAGUUGAUGUGGCGGGCGGGUUUCAGGAAUUUGCUAGGAUCCAACGGGAGCAAGGGGCCAUUCUGCAUGAACUCUUGGAAGAAGCAAAGGGAACAAGGCGUGCAUUACGGAGGAGGAACAUUCUACUGCAGGUAAGAUUGUCACACGUAGCAUUGGCGUUAGCUUACUAACGUUGGCCGUUUGCAGAAGGGAGCAAUAAGGUACAAGGAUAUAUUGGGCAAAUUAAGGAAGAUAGGGCAACAGCUGAGCGAGAUGUCAAGGGUCUCCCGGGGCGGCCAAUUGGACAAAAAUGCCUUGAUCGAAAAUGCAAUUGCCAGUUUCCAAGGGGUUAUGAAGAUCGACGCGUUCAAUGAAAAUGCCCUCAAACUGUUCUCCACGCAACCAUUUAUUGAAGCUCUGUGGCAUUUGGUCGACGAUGGCCUACCUGCAAGAAUGGACCACGACUUUGCGUCAAGGUUUACGCAGGGGUUUUUCUUCACAGUCGUGACGAGGCGGGUCAUCGCUUAUUCUUACUGGGGCGACAACAAAAGGUACCUUUUAUUUGGCCGGGGACCUAUACCAUGGAUACCUUGUAGAGCGUGACAGAAAUUUUCGUGAGGGAAUUUUCCUGACGGAGGAAAGUUGAGUCAUGAGCAUAAUAAAGUAUCAAUUACUGCUAACGGGACUAGAGCUGCUCCACAAUUUAGAUGUCCACAAUUUUAAACGUAACAGUUAGAAGGACCUUGGCCUUAUGUAUGUGUACCGAACACUAAACUUUCCUCCUCAGAAAUGUGAUGUCAAAAAAAUUGUCUCAGGAAAAUUCCCUGUGCCUACUGGAUGCCACGCGAAAUUGUGAAUCACGAAACAUCUCUUCACAUCGCCCCCCCCCCUACCGAAGAUAUCUAGAGUCUAGACACACAGAACACUAGACGAAGAACGAGCGGUCACUCAACUGAUUUUGUUUUACUUCGCAAAUCUGCAAACUAAUGUCAUUAAUAACAGUUGUAACAGUAAUAACAUUAUUUCAAUGACUGCAGCAGACUUAUAGGAUCAUUUCUACGUUGGUCUAUUGCCUUAGGUCCUGCAACACGGGCUGGUACUGCACGCGGUUCUCCGGCGCCCUCAAGCAAGCAUGGCUUAUGUUGGCAAAGAGGGCAUGUUUGACUGGAGGGGAGUUGGACAGAUACCUGUUCGGGAAGCUGAAGGCCUCCCGCCAAUCUCUCUUCGAUGAGCAAAAGAGGAAACGGCAUGUGGCUCUGGUGGCGAAGCACCUCGACGUGACGAAUGCCGAGAUUGCUGUCUACGAGGACAGGCUGUCCUAUUACAAUGACUCGAAGGCAAGUGCAUUGUGUCGGGGCUCUGAGAGUCGUCUGAAAUUUACUUCAUAGCUGCUAAAUAAAAAGCGAAAAUGACGCCGUCAACGGAAAAUGGCAGAAAACUCGCCUAUAUAUAUACUUCCUUGUUUUCGGAGUUUCCUGAUUGAGUAUAAUUGCAACUACAUUUAUGUCUAAAAGUUGCAUCCUUUUAUUGUUCAGUGGUACUGCGAAACCGUGGAGAAAGCCGUCCCCACUCCCUAGUCGUUGGAGCAGCACCUGAAGCACCAAGCGCGUCGCUCGUCGACGAAGUACGCGCCCCCAAGCAAAGUGUUGGCUGUGGAUGAUCCGCACCCUUACCUUGUCGAUGAGUCUGGCCCGGAACUGACCAGCUCUGUGCUGCAGAAUCUCUGCAGGUGCCUGCAAGCUGCUGGGUUCGGCGGGAAGAAAAAGGUUUCUAGCCAUGUGUUUGUGUUUGAAUUUCCAACAUUUUAAGCCUUUAUUCUUUCUUUAAGCAGUCCUCUGGUUCUGCUGCCACGGCCGAGCGGUCGGACAUGUGGUCCGACGCGGAAGAAUCCUGCUCGCCCACGUUGUCUUCCGUGCGGCCAGUCCGAAUGGCAAGGUAUAGUCAUCAGCAGACGUUUAAUUUAAUUCAAGAAAAUACUUUCUGUAUCCUUUGCCAUUGUAGCGUCGCGCGUCUUGCGAAAAUUUAUAAUUUAUAAGAGAGUGUGCAAGUCCAGAUCUAUAUAGAAGUCCAUGGCCGAGGUCUCGUUCAAACCGAGAUUACAGAAAGAAUACAGGUUUUCUGUUUGUAUUCAGCGUUUUGUUAAUGCAGCAGAAGCUUAAAACAGCAAAAUUUGUCAUUGUGAAAAACCAAAACCCGGUUUCAGUUGUCUAUUCUUUUGCAAAUGAAUGGACAGUUCAUAGAUAACUUAGUGAGGGUGACCAUAGAUUUGGGAGUGGGGAUCUCUAUGGGGGCAACCAGAGAUUCUAGAAUUAAUUGUAGAAUCUCUGGCGGGUACUUAUUAAUGUGUUCCUUUUUCUAUGGCAAUAUGUGCGCAGCAACCAGGCUUGCCAGUUUGGCCUUUUUGCGACCAAAUUUGACCAAUCUGGCUUUUUUUUAGGAGUUUGGCCGGCAUAUUUUGUGUUUGGCAUUUGUUUCUAAUGUAGUAAAAUAUAUUUGUAGUUUGAUUUUAUCAUUUUUUAUGUAGUGAGGUUGUUGUUUGGCAUUUUUUCAGGCCCAAUUUGGCUUUUGUGGGAAAGAAAGUGGGGAAAAAAGUGUCGUGGACAACAAAGGAUGAAGAACAGGUUUGCAUCAAAGACCUGGAAGGUUGA